GCUGCUCUGAUUGGCGGCGCUAAUAGUCUGUGAGGUGCAGAUGUCUGCCCUCGGGUGGGCGCGGCCUGCCCACUCCAGGUCUUUUCUCCGCUCACCCUCCCCUGCCGACGGGCACUACGACUCUGAACCGUGGCUCAGGAAUUUGGCUCCAGAAUGAAAAUGCGGCUCUUGGGUUUGGUGUUCUGUCUGGUUCUUGGGACCCUGCAUUCCAAGACAUCUGGAGGAAAAGUGACACCUGUGGAUCCUGAAACAAAUAUGAAUGUGAGUGAAAUAAUCUCUUACUGGGGAUUUCCUAGUGAAGAACACCUAGUUGAGACAGAAGAUGGAUAUAUUCUUUGCCUCCAUCGAAUCCCUCAUGGGAGGAAGAACAAUUCUGAGAAAGGUCCCAAACCAGUUGUGUUCCUGCAGCAUGGCUUGCUGGCAGAUUCCAGUAACUGGAUCACAAACCUUCCCAGCAACAGCCUGGGCUUCAUUCUGGCAGAUGCUGGUUUUGAUGUGUGGAUGGGGAACAGCAGGGGGAACACCUGGUCUCGGAAACACAAGACGCUUUCAGUUUCUCAGGAUGAAUUCUGGGCCUUCAGUUAUGACGAAAUGGCAAAUUAUGAUUUACCGGCUUCAAUUAACUUCAUUCUGAAUAAAACUGGCCAACAACAAGUAUAUUACGUGGGUCAUUCUCAAGGUACUACAAUAGGUUUUAUAGCAUUUUCACGGAUCCCGGAGCUGGCCAAAAAGAUUAAAAUGUUUUUUGCCCUGGCUCCUGUGACUUCAAUCGACUUCUCUACUGGCCCUAUAAUUAAAAUGGCACGAAUACCAGAUCUUCUCCUUAAGGACAUAUUUGGGAAUAAAGAAUUUUUUCCCCAGAAUGCAGUUUUAAAGUGGCUGGCGAUGAAUGUUUGCGAUCACGUCCUCCUGAGGGAGCUUUGUGAAAAUAUCUUUUUUCUUCUGUGUGGAUUUAAUGAGAGAAAUUUAAAUAUGUCUAGAAUAUCUGUGUAUAUAACACACUCUCCUGCAGGAACUUCUGUGCAAAACAUGAUACACUGGAAGCAGAAUUCUCAGUUUGGAAAGUUUCAAGCCUUUGACUGGGGAAGCAGUGCCAAGAAUUAUUUUCAUUACAACCAGACUCACCCUCCCACUUACAAUGUGAAAGACAUGCUUGUGCCAACUACCAUCUGGAAUGGGGGUCAUGACUGGCUUGCUGAUGUCAAGGACAUCAGUAUCUUACUGACCCAGAUUACCAACUUGGUGUACCACAAGUAUUUUCCAGAAUGGGAGCAUCUAGACUUUAUCUGGGGCUUGGAUGCCCCUUGGCGGCUCUAUGAUGAAAUGGUGAAUCUCAUGAAGAAAUAUCAGUGAAAACCAGACUGGAGAAAUUUACCAUCAAGUCGGGGAUCGAAUCAUGUUAAAAUUUGUUGGCUUAAUUUCUCUAAAAUGCUUGUUUUUCUUUCCCAGGCCUUCUGUAUUUUUAUAUCCAAAAAAAUUAUGGCAUUGAAGAUGACCGAAUCUCUCCAGUUAGGAUUAGAAAUGUACUCGCUUUUUUUUCUUUGUUUAAUCAUGGCCAGAUAUGGAGCUAGUGUCUCAGUCAUAGUGCAGUUUCUUUAAGUCUUUUAAAAAUAUCACUGACUGUGGAAGGUCAUUAACCAUUCUGUUUAACCAUACAAUUUUAAAAUAUACUAUAUUGCUUUUUUACCCCCACACAGGACACACUGACAUAUGUGUUGGAAUUUUUAAUCCUUGUUGGUCAUUAGUUUAUAAUUUGACACUGACUGGAGAAAUGCUCAGUGUAAAAGUAUCCAGUUCUCAUCUCUUUGCCUUAAAAGGCUCUCCAGUGGAAUGGCCAUGUAUUUAGGGGUCAAGUUCUCAUGUAGUAGGUGCAGAGUCAAAGUCAGUGACAUCCCAGCUGUGUCACUUAUGAAGAUUCUAUAAUGAAUUUGAUCAAAUCUGUCUGUGAUAGCUGUUAUUUAGCAAAUGUUUUAAAUCGCUCAGAUGAAGCCAAAUGAUUUGCUGGAGUCUUUAAAACCAAAUUCCACUCACUGAAAAACAACGACUGUAUUUUAAAUGGCUUGAAGACUAAUAUAUCCAGCCAUCUCUAUUCAUCAACUCUGUGGCAAGCCAUAAAUCUACUUGUUUGAGAAGAAAAGUCCUGUGGAGAGAUGAUACCACUAUUUUUCCUGAAAUUAAUGCGCUCUCUUAAUCAGCUGCUGCAGCUCAGGUGAGGAGUGUCCUAAUUCAUUUUCACACAAAAGAAAUGUGAAUGUGAAUAUUUUAAAAUUAAAGCUCAGGAAAUCACUGUUUUUUUUUUGUUGUUUGUUUUGUAUGUGUCCAUGUUUCUAAUACUCUCGAUUUGCAUCCUUGUGUAAGGAAGCCCAUAUUCACUUGCUUUUCUCACGGCAUUGUUUCCUUAUAAUACUGUCAGAUGGACAGAAUGACAUUUGAUAUGUUUUUCUGAUAUAGUUACUUUAGCUGCAAUAAUAAACAAUAUUUUGUCUUGGCUAAUACUCAACGACAGCAUAAUACUUCUUUGUAACUUUUAAAAAGUUUCAUUUCAACUUUUCAAUAAAACUCAGUGAGCCUCAUAGGCUUGAAGCAUUG
Pteropus alecto (black flying fox) is the source of this 2589-nucleotide messenger RNA. It is a transcript of the gene LIPA, whose product is annotated as lipase A, lysosomal acid type. Gene Ontology annotation, cellular component: intracellular membrane-bounded organelle. The transcript has 10 exons. The coding region runs from base 154 to 1353 and encodes 399 amino acids. Gene Ontology annotation, biological process: sterol metabolic process. Gene Ontology annotation, molecular function: sterol ester esterase activity. NCBI's taxonomy places the organism in Eukaryota, Metazoa, Chordata, Mammalia, Chiroptera, Pteropodidae. The record is from RefSeq and is a predicted model, not a curated record.